This is a messenger RNA of Porites evermanni, 9582 nucleotides long. Lineage: Eukaryota; Metazoa; Cnidaria; Anthozoa; Scleractinia; Poritidae. The record is from the annotation of a GenBank genome assembly.
AGGAAUCAUGAGGCACCGGAAACCUGAAAAAAGAAAUGUGAAACCUAUAGAGGUAAUAACUUAAAGCAGUAAAACCCCUUGCAAACAAUCACAGCAUACUAUUCCUUAACAUAAAUCAUUUUUUUUGACUCAGUAUAAUUUAGCAACUCUGAAUAUUAAAAGAUCAAAGUAGAAUUUGCUUUCUCUGAUAAUACCAUUACUAAGCUAGUCAGUUAACAUGUCUAUUACAGAUGCAGUUGUUCCAUCUAGUCUAAAAAAUGUGUCUCUGUCCCCUCAUCUCAAGAAGUGCAAAUCUGAUUCAUGAAGAAUUUAGCAGCUUUCGCCCAUCUCAAACCUGACAUUUAUCUCAAAAUGUGUUGAAAAGGUUGUAGUGACUCAAUGACAAUUUUUUAUCAUGCCAUCACGUUGAGGAUAACAACCUAUUUGAAAUUGACCAGUCUGCCAAUAAACAAUAUCAUAGCACAGAAACAGCACUGAUUAAAGUUCAGGAUGAUACACUCCUAGCCAUUGAUAAUAAUUCCUGCAUGAUACUGUUCCUAUCGGAUCUUUCAGCAGCCUUUGAUACAGUUGAUCACCAGAUACUUCUGCAUCAUCUUUCUUAUCUUUUUGGCAUCGUUAUAAAAAAUUAUGUACAUUAAUGUCAAUGGAGCCGUAUGCAAGGUAGUCUUCAACCAGCAUCAAAAUGUUAGCUGCAUAUAAAGGAAAUAUAUCAGUUGCCAUACCAUGGAAAUGCUUGUGCAUGCUUUCAUUACUUCCAGAUUGGACCUCUGUAAUUCACUUCUGUAGGGACUACCAAAACAAACUAUCAAGAGACUUCAGCAUGUUCAUGCAGCGGCCAGAAUGGUUGUGCUUACACCAAAACAUAAACAUAAUAGUCAUAUCUCACUAGUAUUACAGAAACUGCAUUGGCUUCCUUAAUAGAAGAGCAAAUAACUUUUAAGAUUCUUUUAAUGACCUUUAAAUGUUUAAAUGGCUUAGCCCCUUCAUAUUUGUAUGACCUAGUUUAAUAUGUGGUAUAUUCCUUGGUGCAACUUACUAGAUCUACUAAUUGCCAUCAUGUGCUUGAUGUCCAAUAUAAUCUGCGCAGCUAUGUUUUCGGUCUUUUAGCAUCUCCACAGUUGUGGAAUGACAUGCCACUAUAGAAAUUACCAUAUAUCUUGUGAGACUUUGAACGAUUUUAAGAAAAAACUCAAGACCUAUCUUUUUCUGACAGCACUUUCUACUACUACUACUACUACUACUACUACUACUACUACUACUACUACUACUGCUACUGCUACUGCUACUGCUACUGCUACUGCUACUGCUACUGCUACUGCUACUGCUACUGCUACUGCUACUGCUACUGCUACUGCUACUACUACUACUACUACUACUACUACUAUAUACAUAAAACGACUAAAAUAUAAAAAGAACUAAUUGAAUAGACCGCUUUCCUAAAAAGGUAGUCUUCAGUUUUUUCUUAAAAUCAUUUGAACUCUCACAAGAUCUUAUUUCAAGUUGCAUGUCAUACCACAACUGUGGUUUCACAUAGUUUCGCAGAUUAUACCUAACAUGAAGCAGGCGAUGGCUAUUAGCAGAUCUUACAUGUAAGUUGCACCUAGGAAUAUACCUUGUAACUAGGUUGGACAAAUAUGAAGGAACUAAGCCAUUUAAACAUUAAUUUAAAGGUCAUUAAAAGAAUCUUAAAAGUUAUGUAAUCCUUUUAUAUUUUAGCCUUUUUUUAUAUAUAUUUUUAAUUAGCCUUUUUUAACUCAAAGCGUUUUUUUAUCAAUAUUAUUACAUGCAGUUUUGCUAUUUUUAAUAUUUGUUUUAAUUCAAUGAAAUAAUUAUAUGAACAAUAUUUAUGAUAUUUUCAAUAUUUGCUGUAAAGUGCCUUUGGGAAUUGUUGGAAAUGAUGCUAUAUGAAUAAACUGUUAUUAUAAUAAUUAUUAUUAUUUAUAAUUUGAGCCCAGUUAACGAGAGGUUUUUUUUAAAAAGUUGUUUUAAAAACUGGAAUUUUUGCAAGGAAUGUAUGGCUCAUUAACAAUUUUGGCACACAGCAAUCAUAAGCAGUUUUCUGCAGCUGGUACUUCCUUAAAUAGAGCUUACAAAGAUCUAUGGGGUGUAAAUAUUGAGGUAACGGAAAACAAAUUACCCGGGAAAAUUCAGAAAACUGCUAAUUAACUUAUUAAGGCCAUAGCUUAGAUCCUUAAUAAACAUUUCUGAGAAGACUGUGUACACCGUCAAAGUUCGAAACUACAAACAUGAAGUAUAGAGGUGGUGCACAAGUUGGUUACAUGAGAUGUACCAUGGCUCCUCCUUGCUCUAAUGCAGAUCAAUAUGUAUAAGCACGAUUUACCUGUUGAUCUGGAAGAAAUUGUCCAAUUUUUUUGAUGCUGGAGUUGUCAAGUUUAGUUUAGGAAUGGCCGGCCACAUAGAGCGUGUACCUUUAACAAAGUUUUAGAAAAAAUUCUAGCAUUCUUUUCAUUCCUUACUUAAUUUGCUCUGGGUUUCUUCUUUUUCUAGCUGUCAUAGAGACAUCAUUUCAUUGGAAGGAACAUAGAAAACAAACAUGAGAAAAGGACGGUCAAAUAUAAGAGCCAACUUAUCUUUUUGUAUAUCUGUCAUCAGUUUUUCUUUAUUCACACAAGCAGAAUAAUGCUUUCUUCUGUUCGAGCCUGGAAAAGAAAAGUGAUCUAAAAUAUUUCAGAUACUUGUGUUUUUGCGCUCAAGUUUUCCCUUUUCUUGCUGACAGUGCUCGGUUCACAUUUGGCUUUCAGUUUCAAAACAAACACCCAUUCUAAAACUCCAGCUAGGUGCCUGAAGUUAAUCAGCUCUUUUAACUUCUCAAUUCAAUAAAAUUUAUGGGUAAAUUUAUGGGUGAAUUUGUAUUUGAUAUUGGUGCUUAGAGGGUUAAUGUUUUUAUUUUGACUUAAAACAAGCUAUUCUCAGUUUUUGUGACCUGGCUAUGCUGCCAUUAUUGUGACUGUGCCAGAUGAACAUGAGGAAUUGUGGACCCUCUGUAUUAAAGAAACUUUUUAAAAACUGUGUACAGGAUCAGGUUUAUAGCCAUUAAAAACUGCCAGAAUUAUGGGAUUGGGCAAAAAUGUUGGCUCAGAUAACUCAUUAAAAAAUAUUUAUUGCUGAACUGUUGAUGUUUCUUUUUUUUAAAAGCAGACAAAUAGUUCAGGUGAUGAGGAAGUUGAGAGAGAACAGAGCAGCAGCAGUUGGCUGGGACUGUUAAAGUAUUCCCUGUUUCUGUUAGUUCCUGGAUUUCUUAAUCAUGCCGCUCUGUUCCGAGAAGGAGAUGUGCUACGACCACCAGGUCAGAGUCAAAACUUCACUCCCAUAAAUGUUUUACUAAAGUAGUAUUUGUAUAGGUAAUAGCAUGACUUGUAGUGAUAUUUGGCAUAAAUACCACGAGUGAUAUUUCAAAAUUGUUAUACGUGAACGGCUCGUGAAAUUUGACACAAUUUGAAAUAUCACAAGUGGUAUUUAUGCCAAAUAUUCCGUACAAAUCAUGCUAUUAUUUGUUUAUACUACUACCCACAAAAGGUUUGUAAUUUUCACAUGUAGGAAUUUCAAAUUAAGCUGAAAUACCACUGCUCUAAGCCAAUCAAAUUGCGGAAAUUUCUCAUGUAGUAGUAUAAUUGGUCUAAUUUCACUUGUGGCUUUAUUUCAGUCACCCUUUGAACUGGGAGGGAAAUUGUGAUAAAAAUAGAGUCAUUGUGUCAAGUAACCAUCUUAGUUUUUUUUCUUUUUAACUAUCACACUAUUGAUAAGUACACUGCAGCAGUCAUAACUACAUGUAUCAAUCUCAGCUGAAUUAAUGUUUCAAACGUUUAGGUGCAUUUUUAUAUGGCUUUGGCAUGACUUAUAUCAGUGAUUCAUGCUGGUGUGAGCUCAUGCUUCGAGUGGUUUGGUUUUAAAUUUAUUAACAUCAUCAGUUAUUUUGUUACAAAUAGUUAUAGCAGAGCUCCACGCGCGCGCGCGUGGGCAGAGCCCCAUAGCUAAGUAAAUCUACCCAUCCCAGAAAAUUUGGUUAUCAGGUGACCGUGCACCGAACGAACGUACGACCGUCCGUCCGCACCACAGGCAUACCAAUGUUUACUCUCGCACUUUCUAGCUAGUUUGGGAGCCCAGGAGAAAACUGAUUGCACAUCAAUGUUGCGAUCAAUUGACAGCUGUCAAAACAGGGUAUCCGCUGAUCAGUAUCACCAGACUGUAUCGCGGGCUCAGGUGUCGACCCAUCGAGUUUGAGUGUUUUUCUGAAGUUAUCCGCUGACAAGUUACUAGUUUUCAAAUGACCGCAGGCUCAAGUUUGUUUUUUAAAAAUUUAUAUGAAAAAUGUCGUGUUUAUGUCACUAUGGCCCAGCACUAUUAAGAUUUUGAUUUCAAACGUACCUCGGACACGACAAUCCAGCCAGUUAUUUAAAAAUACGGGCGGGGAAGACCUUUUCUUACCAUGGUCACGCGUUGGUCACGCUCUACGUCCAAUUUUUAUGCUCUGAUUGGUCAAAAUUUGACAGGUGAGUUCAUGCGGAAAAUUUAUGCAGCAUCUUGAAACUUGUUUACUUUGACAGCUGAAGCUGACAGAGUUUUGUGUCAACUUGUGAUGUUUUUAAUGUCUUUUUCCACUUGAUGUAAAAAGUGAAAUACAGCUGCUAUCAAGAGUCUUCUGUUAUUCAUGGCUGGUUCGUUUAUUGGGUUUUUGGUUGAGAAAUGCGUCGCUUGUCAAAGUCGGAAAUCCCAUUUCGGAUGGCAUCGUUUUCGUUUUUCACCUUGCUUGAUACGUAAGAUGAGUUUAAAAGUCUCAAGCGAUUCUGGCCUUACUUGAUAGCUUUCAGGAGCUGCAUCUCGAAUGGCAAGCCUGAGUAAUUAUUGUAUCUGAUGUUUGUUUUUUUAUAUGUAACCUCAUGAAGUCGAGCACAGUUUAUGCGGCAAGUUAAUUUGCACGUUUGUAAGAUUUGAGACAAUGAACUGACCUAGUAUCAGGUUUGAUUUAAGCUGACAGAACUUUAAAAAGCCUUUAGAUAAAUUUUCUCACCGCAAAUAGAAAGAAAACGUCCCGAAGAAUAUUUAGUUAUAAAUUUGCUUGUAGAAAGAAAAAUUUGAUCGAUUUUCUUGCCUCGAGUCAUCUUUGAAAAAAGCAAACACCGGGAAGCCGGCUUAAAACAUAAACUUAGACUCAGGAUUUUUAAAGACACUUUAAUACUUGUCUUCGUGAAUGAAAAUUGCUAUCUCUUUAAAUGUUUCACCGAGUUAUAUUUCUUUUAUUGAUUGUUAGAAGUCUCUUUUUCAAUUUCAAUGGCUGUGCCGUUUGUUUUCAGUCUUUCAUGAACAUCGCAUGCGGGAGUAUUCAAAAUGUCGCGCGUAUCAAACGCUUUUCAAGAUUACACAUCGUUAUAAAGCCAUUAAAUAAAAAAAAAUAACAUAAUAAAUUCGUUAUUAUGUUGAAGCGUCAUUCUAUUAAUGUUCAUUCACACACUCGACCACUUGUCAAAAGCCGAGAACCGGCUGGCCGUAUAGGUGAUUUUGGAAAUUUUUUGAACGAUUUCGCUAAAAGCCAACGAUUGAUCGUCCUGAAUAUUGACUGAGUACAAUUGUUUUGAAAAAUAGUGAAAUACUGCAUUCUGUCCGAGGUUUGUAUGAUAAAUACAGUGCCUCAUAGUACUUUUUCACCUAAGAUGUGAUGUAUAAAAAGUAUAAAAGGUUGGUUUACACACCUCCAGAUUUGCUGGCAAGAUUUUGUAAAGUAAACUUAUUGAACGCAAAAGAUUCAGCCUGAUUUGUUUUCCAGGCCUAAUCUACUGUGACCAAGAGCCGUUAUGGCUCUUGAAUUUGAUCGAAGAUGAUUGCUAUUUUUUGGGUGAACAUAUAAGUCAACUUGAUGUGAGAUGUUUCACUCUAAAAUCACUUAGCUUUUCCCUCAAAAACCACAUGACUGUGCCCUUAAGUUAAAUGAUUUGUGGAUUACAAGUUAAUGGUUUGAUCAUAGUUACUAACUAUGGUUUGAUUUAAAUUAUAUAUUUAUUAAUGGGAGCUUCGCUCUUUAGCCCUGGCUAAAUCUAUAUAUUAUCAACAACAACAACAAGUUUAUUUCAAAUUAAGUAUAGUUUACAAAGCUUGUGCCCCCAUAAACAAACCAAUGAGUCCCAGUUCAAAAAGACAAGGAGUCUUAAAUUGAACAUCAGGGCUGUGCUCUAGCAGAGCCCGGUGACCCCUGGCGCCUAACAUUUGCCCUUGGGCGACUAGAAAAUCUCAUAUUUUUCAUACAAAUCAUAUGCUGGGUACCUUAGAUUUUACAGUUUCAGAGCACUGGGCUCCCUACAAAUUUCCUUAGAGCACAGCCUUGAACAUACUUGGGCCUUUACAGUGCAUGUGACCAGACAGUUAAUCUGGAGAUUGAUGCCAAAACUCUUUAUUACAGUUUACUGAAAUUAAAAUAUAGUCCUUCUAUAUAUUUAGAGCACUAAAAGACUAAAAUAAACAUGCGUCAGCCACAACAAACAACAGCCACAGAAAUCACACAAACAGGUUAUUCUACGAAAAAAUCUUCAAAUUGAGGGAUCGUCCUUUGGAUCCUACGGGAUGCAUGCCUUGAAUUACAUUUAUUUUGCGUCUUUGCGGAUUUUUAUGUGUCAGGGAUGCAGGACGCAGAGGCAACAAAAUCACUGCAUCAUAGCAGAAACUAAGAAUGAGUCAUAUAGAUACAGCUUAUCAUGGUAGCGUUUUCUAGGUCAAGAUUUUUGGACCUGGCAUGUGACUUGUUUGGGACAAAAUGAGUCUUCUGGAAGAGUGGAAUAUUAAAGUGCGCAAUCAGUGCUAAGAAAUUUUUAUCAGAGUGCAGCAUAUCAUUAAGUUUGAUGUGCCUGCCCAUUAAAUACUUCUUUCAAAUUCUGCAUGCCUAUUUUUGAGGUUCAGCCUUGUGGAUUGAUCUAAUCAAUGGCAAUAUAUAUAUAUGUGCAUUAUUUUAUAGGUGAACUUUAUGAUAUUGGUUGGAAGCAGAAACUCUUCAUGGGUUGCUCUGGGCGUGGUUCACCCACUGUCAUUUUUGAUGCCCCCACAGGUCAGUCAUCAGAUGCUUGGGCACUGAUUGCACCUGAAAUUGCCAAGAUCGCCAGAGUAUGUAUCUAUGAUAGAGCUGGUUUAGGAUUCAGUGACAGACCUUUAGUCAACUGGUCAGAUCCACAGCAAGCAAAAAGAGGCAAAUUAUCGACCAGUGAGAGAAUGGUGGAGGAUUUCCAUCGGUUAUUUGCGUUAAGCUCUGAUCAGCCCAAACCUUUCAUACUAGUAGGUGCAGAAUUAGGAGCAGUCAACGCAAGAUUUUUCACGAAUAUGUUUGAGAACGACGUGGAAAGUUUGGUGUUGAUAAAUCCUCUGGCUGAGGAGGGAUUGUUUGGUGAAGAGUGGACACAAAUGUGGUAUGAGCGAUAUGCUUCCUCUCAGCAAGUACUGCAAUUUUCUGCGGCAGUAGGGAUCACUAGAAUAGCGCUCAUUUUUGGUUUAAUGAAACCACCGAUGCAGCACAAACUUCUGUCUUCCAAUGUGACUAUGCGACAGAAACACCUGCUUUGUAAACCUGGUCAUCUUAGUGCGGCGGUUGAUGAAUUUUUCUUCGCAAACGAAAGCUUAGCACAGCUGAGAAUGUUGCGAAAGCUGAAGCCGUUUCCACAGUCAGCUACUGUCUCAGUCAUCAGUAGUGCAUUAUAUGAUGAAAAGCUGAGUGGAGAGUUAAAUCAGGUAAAUUUAUAAUAUAUAUAUACAACAUCAGAGAGAUAUAUUUUUUUAAGUCUCUAACGACCUGAUCACCAAAAAGUCGGGUCAACUUGUUCUUUGAAAUGUCGUCACCACCCGAACGGAUCGUCGCGAUCCGUCACCAUCUGGCGACCCCAUCUUUCAACAUCAGAGAGUAAUAUUCUUCUAAGUGUCUCACGACCUGACUACCAAAAGGUCGGGUCGACCUGUACAUAGAUGGGAACUUACCGCCCAAUCGGUAGUCUCCCUCGCAGCCGUUUUUUGGGUGUCACGCAACGGUCGGAGCGUUGCGUGAAUUUUUGGGCUUUGGUUUUGGCCAGAUUUUCGGGCAAAUUUUCUCUAUUUGGGUAAAGAUACUUGGCAAUAUAAUUGUGAUAGCGUCAAGGAAUGUUAAAAGGGAAAAGGCUUUAUUUCUGUUUUACGUCAGUCGCUUUAAAAUGCUUGGGCUUAAGCUUCUCAUUAGGAAGCUUAAGCAACAGCGUUUUUGAGCGACGGACGUCAACCGGAAGUGGACUUUUUGCAUCACUGGACAGUGAUUGGUUGAAACUCUCGGGUAGACAAAAGAAACUUAUCAAUGCAAAUUUGUUAGCGUCAAGGCAUAUAAAAAGGGAAAAGUCCUCACUUCCGGUUGACGUGCGUCGCUCAAAAACGUCCUUGCUUAAGCUCUACUGUCUCCCCGGAAUAAUAGUGCAUUUCGCAUAAUGCUGAGGUAUACAGCUACUUCGAGAAAGGUUGUCGAAAAAAAAGUGCACGCGACAAUCCCGAAAGGUAAUAUGGGAUAUGAUCAAUACACUGUUCCUGACACUGUAGCUGUCGAACCUACUUUUGUUGCUUUCCUUUAGUACUCGCAAACAUACGUCCAUGGCCUCUCGUGCCAUUCUUUCAAAUGUCAUUGAAGAACAGUGAACUCAAAACUACCCACAGUACCUCUCGGGAUUGUCGCGUGCACUUUUUCCGACAACCUUUCUCGAACUAGCUGUAUAGAUCUAGCACUAUGCACUGACCCUGGGACCCUGGAGUAUUUUAGAUUUACCAAAUCAGUUGAAUAAAAAAAGCUAUUUUUUGUAAAUAAAUAACCUCAGUCUGUAAAAGCUUUGAUUUCAUUUUACAUGAAAGCAAAGCUCACAAAUAUUUCAGAGAUUUUGUCAAGUGCUUUUAAAGGUGCGGUAGAACAGGCAACUGAAAAAUGUUUCUGAUUGGUUGAAAAAGUGGCGCGAGAAUCUUUAGCCUGUCACAGAGCGAAGCAAUGCAGUAUCAAGGGGUUUACGAAAUUGGUUUUCGACAAUUCAUUUUUCACCGUCUUAAACACUUUGGGUCGGUUAUUUAAACGAAGUCUAACUUAGACCGUGGUUUAGGAAAAAAUCUUUUGACAUCCAGAUCUCUUCGCUAGUGGGUUAUUUUAAGAAGGCAAAUGCUUAUCUAGUGUUCUUUAUACGCUUUAAUGAAACUGUUCACGAUAAGUGGUGUUUACAUUAAAGCGUUGGCCAAACUGACAGUGGCUUAGAACACUGGCUAAACUCCGUUUAAAUGACUGGCCGUUUGUUUUCUUUUUCCAUUUUUGAUUUCAGGUGUGGUCAAAAUCUCAGGAUCACAUUUCAAGUGUGUUACAUCCAGGAAGUGAAAGAACUAACCUAUCUGGGACUGCUCAAUCCGCUCUUUUACAGCACUAUAACACGAUCGUGAAAGUGGUUAAAAGACAUGUUGAAAAAUGGAACCAGAAACAACUUAAACUUAAACGCUUUUAAAUUCUGAGAGAAAACAUUAUCAAAAGCGCCUAGAAGACUUGAGGAUAUUUUGUAGUUAAAAAAAGAGAAAGAGAGAGAAGAAAAUGUCACUGUAAAG